AUGUGCAACAUUAACAACUCUCUCAUGACCCUGAGGACUUGCAUUGAAGUUCUUAGAGAGAACCAGUUGACGGGUUCUUCCAAGAAAGUGCCAUACAGGGACUCCAAGGUGACCCAUUAUUUCAAGAACUAUUUUGAUGGAGAAGGCAAGGUCAAGAUGGUUGUUUGCGUCAAUCCUAAGGCUGACGAUUAUGAUGAAACUCUGCCGGUGAUGAAGUUUGCAGAAUUGGCUUCAGAAGUACAGGUUCAACGAUCUGUCCAGUCGGCAAGACAGGAUCCUGGAUUGCUGCCUGGAAGGAGAAGAGCAAACCAGCUGUUCAAGGAAGUUCGACGGAGGUUAGAAGAGGAGGGUGAGAAUGUCAAGAACUUGGAAGUGGACCUGACACCCAUAUACACACUGGCACCAGCUUGGCCUGCUGUUAGUUACACAGCAGAGACACGGGAUGAUGUCAUUAUGAAACUCAAGGCGUAUUUGCAGAAGAGAAUUCACAACAGAGAGAAGCUGCAGACUGAACUGAAAGGAAAGAUUCUAACAAUGCACACUAAUGUAGUAGAGAUGGAGAAGGAAAACCUCAUUAUGAAGAAGGAAAUCAUGAGUUUGCGAUCACUGUAUGAUGAUGCCAUGGCAAAGGUCCGGACAUUAGAAUCCAUGCUACUGAAUGCAGAAUCUGUCAACGAAAGUUUACAGAGGAAAUUUACUGAUUAUAACAACCUAGUUGAUGAAUGCAAUGCUGUGCGAGAAGAAAGAGACAUAGCCAAGUCGCAGGGACAACUAGAGAAACAGAGGAUGAAAGCACGUUUGAAGUGCAAGCUAGAGAUUGAGAAGGACAAAUUGAAGAAUGACAUGCAAACGAAACUAAGUGAACAAAAGUCAAAAAUGUACCACAGUCAAGUGCGAGCACUGCAGGAGAUUUUCUUGGACGACAACCAAACACCUGGAAGUCGAGUACCUUCAACUUCAGAUUCAGACCUAAGGCAGCCUCGUCAAGGUUCCCAGAACCAAGGCAUCAAGGGAUCUACAUCUGACCCAAAACUCAAUGUCAGCCAAGCAUUCUUGACUCCUGACCUCAGAGGCCCUGCAGUUUCAAACCAAAGACAUAGACGUUCAAGAUCUCAAGGUGCUGAUAUAUGGCUCGAUCAUCGUCCAGGACAGGAGGUACCGCUUGGAACAGUUCUACAGCCAAAUUUGCCGCGACGCAAGUCUGUCACAAGACUACGCAGUGGGGACCUUCUUGAUGGUCGUGUAACAAAUUAUUGUUUGACCACUCAGCAGCAGGACUCUGAGGGAGAACUUGAAACAAAGUUGUACAAGGGCGACGUACUACCUACGGCCGGAGGAGGUUCCCAGGUGGUGCUACAGGAUGUGGAGAUCCUCAAGCAGCGAGAUCCCCUGGCUGUCCCUCUGUCUAAGCGUUCCUCGGAUGGUACCCCUAAGGUAGAUGCCACCACUGUGCAAGAGCGUUGUGCAACUGGUAUUGCAUAUUAUGGCACCCCCAGCCACUAUGUUCCUAGCAAGCGUACAAAGUUGUAAGAUAGUAUUAUAUUUCUUAACUUCCAAUUGGUAUAAGCCUUUUUUAUUAUCAUAAAGCUCUCAUGUUGUUAUUUUGUAAAUGAAGAAUUUUAUUUGUAUUUCUUACAAAGGAACCUCUUCUUUUUUUCUUCUUUUCACUGUCCAUUUAUAGGAUUUUGUGAUUCUUUUAGGCAUCAUUUUGAUUGCAGACCAUUUUGGAAUAUUGCAUAAUUAAUAUGCUGCUAACUUCUAACAAAAAAUGACCCCAUAUUCUAAUAUGUAAUAUAUUGCUUGUCUUUUUUAUGGAAUGUAAUAAUCCUGAAACCACUAUAUUAGCAUCAGAUAUGAUAUGUAUAGUCCCCAUUAGCAUUACAUGUAUAGUGAAAAAUUAAUAGGUCUUCCCUAUUUGUUUUUAUAGAGGGGAAGGUCAUACACUAUUGUUGUACUUACUAUGGUUAGAAUUAUGUACUUGGAUUGUGGAAAGCCUGUAAUAUUCUCAGUGAUUUUUACAAUUGUGAUGUGAAGCAUCUACACAACGGGCUGGAAUGUGGUUUGUAGGAAGGGGACAUUUUUGGUUAAACUUUUACUGUAUGAAUAGUUCUUUAGGAAUAUAACAUGUAUUUAUACUUCAUGUAGACUAAACUGAUUAUGCCAUUUUUCUGAUGGUCUUCACAACAAUUCCUUUACAGCUUUUUUACUAAGUGAUACCAUGCCUUGUUCUAUAGUAUAUUGUUUCUGAAUGGAUGUGAUUGUUGUAUAGAUGUUAAAAAGCUGUCAAAGGAUUCAGGAAUCAAUCAGUUAUGUAGUAUGUAUUACCAUAAACAAAAUAAACAAGACUUACAUUAA
Molecule: messenger RNA, 2355 nt
Organism: Penaeus vannamei (Pacific white shrimp)
Lineage: Eukaryota; Metazoa; Arthropoda; Malacostraca; Decapoda; Penaeidae
Source: RefSeq, a predicted model, not a curated record